Molecule: messenger RNA, 1623 nt
Organism: Parnassius mnemosyne (clouded apollo)
Lineage: Eukaryota; Metazoa; Arthropoda; Insecta; Lepidoptera; Papilionidae
Source: the annotation of a GenBank genome assembly
AUGUCAAAACUAACUCUGGACGGCUUUUUUUCGUACUGCAAGCAAAUUGCUGAACAUAUCCAGUUGGGAGAGAGAAUGGCAUCGCUGUCCGGCCAAGGCACUCCUAAGCUGACCUCAGCUGUCGGCAAUUUGUAUUAUGACUCUAUACAGCCAUAUCGUGAGGAUGCCAACGCGCAAACUCGCGAGUUCCUUGCACGUGUCGUCGACGUACUGCUGGAUUACGUUCAACAAGUCAAUGAUCGGAAUGAAAAGAUCCUAGACUUCAAGAUGCCGGAGGAAAUGCAGAAGGCGCUAGAUCUCCACCUGCCGGAGGAACCCUUACCACUUAAGCAGCUCUUGGAGGACUGCAAAAUCACUCUAAAGAAUCAAGUGAAGACAGGACACCCACACUUCUUCAACCAACUCUCCUGCGGUCUCGACAUCAUCUCGCUAGCUGGCGAGUGGCUGACUGCCGCUGCCAACACCAAUAUGUUCACUUAUGAGAUCGCACCAGUGUUCAUCCUGAUGGAGAAUGUGGUUCUGGAGAAGAUGAGGUCGAUGAUCGGAUGGAAGAGCGGCGACUCGAUUCUUGCUCCCGGUGGAUCCGUGUCGAAUCUGUACGCAUUCCUCGCGGCGCGUCACCACAAGUUCCCGCAGUACAAGGAGAAGGGACUAUCCAGCAUCCCCGGACAACUCGUCAUGUUCACUUCCGACCAGUGCCACUACUCUGUGAAGUCGUGUGCUUCGGUAGGGGGGCUGGGUACGGACUACUGCGUGUGCGUGCCAUCGGACGAGCGCGGCCGCAUGCUGCCCGCCGAGCUCGAGCGUCUGGUACGAUACCACAAGGAUCGUGGCAACAUUCCCUUCUUCGUGAACGCAACCUCGGGCACCACGGUGUUGGGUGCUUUCGACCCGCUCAUGGAGAUCGCAGACAUCUGCCAGAAGUACGACAUGUGGAUGCAUGUUGACGCUGCUUGGGGCGGUGGCUUGCUGUUCUCCAAGAAGUACCGUCAUCCUCGACUCACUGGCAUCGAAAGGGCCAACUCGGUGACUUGGAACCCACACAAGCUGAUGGGCACGUUACUUCAAUGCUCCACCGUCCACUUCAGGCAUGAGGGCAUUCUGCUGAGCUGCAACGCGAUGUCAGCGGAAUACUUGUUCAUGACAGACAAGAUCUAUGACCCUCGGUUCGACACCGGCGACAAAGUAAUCCAGUGCGGCCGCCAUAACGACAUCUUCAAGCUGUGGCUGCAGUGGAGAGGAAAGGGAACGUCGGGUUUCGAGCAGCUGAUGGACCGCUUAAUGGAGCUAUCGGAGUACAUGGUGCGGCGCAUCCGCGAACAGUCGGACAAGUUCUACCUGCUGUUGGAGCCCGAGAUGGUGAACGUGUCGUUCUGGUACCUGCCGCGCCAGCUGCGAGGCUUGCCGCACAACCGCGACAAGGAGAUCAAGCUUGGCAAGGUGUGCGCCAAGUUGAAAGGGCGGAUGAUGCAAGCGGGCACGGUGAUGGUGGGCUACCAGCCGGACGACCGGCGGCCCAACUUCUUCCGGAACAUCAUCUCCUCGGCCGCGGUCACCGAGCGCGACGUCGACUUCUUGCUCGCCGAGAUGGACCGCCUUGGACACGACAUCGUCGUUGACUAG